This is a messenger RNA of Hevea brasiliensis (rubber tree), 687 nucleotides long. Its product is annotated as 40S ribosomal protein S16. Gene Ontology annotation, molecular function: structural constituent of ribosome; RNA binding. Lineage: Eukaryota; Viridiplantae; Streptophyta; Magnoliopsida; Malpighiales; Euphorbiaceae. The coding region runs from base 54 to 497 and encodes 147 amino acids. The transcript has a single exon. The record is from RefSeq and is a predicted model, not a curated record. Gene Ontology annotation, biological process: translation; maturation of SSU-rRNA from tricistronic rRNA transcript (SSU-rRNA, 5.8S rRNA, LSU-rRNA). Gene Ontology annotation, cellular component: ribosome; cytosolic small ribosomal subunit.
CGUCAGUGGUCUCACUAUUACGCAGUUUCCUCUUCUUCUCACAAGUCUUAACAAUGGAAGCGUCAGCGGCACCAAACGAGUCCGUUCAAUGCUUCGGGCGCAAGAAGACCGCCGUGGCCGUCACCUAUUGCAAGCGUGGUAGGGGCCUAAUCAAGAUCAAUGGCUGCCCAAUUGAACUGGUGGAGCCCGAGAUCCUCCGGUUCAAGGCUUACGAGCCCAUCCUCCUCCUUGGACGCCAUCGUUUCGCCGGUGUCGACAUGCGUAUUCGCGUCAAGGGUGGUGGGCAUACCUCGCAAAUCUACGCCAUCCGCCAGAGCAUAGCUAAAGCUCUCGUGGCCUUCUAUCAGAAGUUCGUGGACGAGCAGAGUAAAAAAGAGAUCAAAGACAUUUUGGUUAGGUACGAUAGGACUUUGCUUGUGGCUGAUCCAAGGCGCUGUGAGCCCAAGAAGUUCGGUGGUCGCGGUGCUCGUGCCAGGUUCCAGAAGAGUUACCGUUAAAGUUGGAUUUUUAUGUUUUAUGCUUCUGUGAUUUUCAAGAAUGUUUUGAUGUUAUGUGUUUUGGGAUCUUACAACUAAAAUGUUAAUGGGUUCUUUCAUGGGUUUCUCUUGGUGGAUCAAGUUCUUAAAUUUUGUUUUCAGGAUAAUUUAAUCUUUGUAGCUAGUUUAUUAAACGCAUCAUAUUCUCAUA